AUGAAGCGGGACGUGCGCAUCCUCCUGCUGGGGGAGGCCCAGGUGGGGAAGACAUCUCUGAUCAUGGCUCUGGUGGGUGAGGAGUUCCCUGAAGAGGUGCCUCCUCGCGCAGAGGAGAUCACGAUCCCAGCUGAUGUCACCCCCGAGAAGGUCCCCACGCACAUAGUAGAUUACUCAGAGUCGGAGCAGACUGAGGAUGAGCUGCAGGAGGAGAUCGCUAAGGCCAACGUGGUCUGCGUGGUGUACGAUGUCACCAAGGAGGCCACGAUUGAGAAGAUUCGCACAAAGUGGAUCCCCAUGGUGAACGGGGGAGUUGAAAAGGGCUCCAGGAUCCCCAUUAUUUUAGUGGGAAACAAGUCUGACCUGCAGGUGGGAAGCUCCAUGGAUGUCAUCCUGCCCAUCAUGAACCAGUUCUCAGAGAUUGAGACCUGCGUGGAGUGCUCUGCCAAGAAUCUCAAGAACAUCUCUGAGCUUUUCUACUAUGCCCAGAAAGCGGUGCUGCACCCCACUGCCCCCCUCUACGACCCAGAGGAGAAGCAGCUGAAACCUGCGUGUGCACGAGCGCUGACCCGGAUUUUCAACCUCUCGGACCAGGAUAACAACCAGAUCCUUAGUGAUGAUGAACUCAACUACUUCCAGAAGUCCUGCUUUGGAAACCCACUGGCUCCCCAGGCCCUGGAGGACGUGAAGAUGGUUGUGUGGAAGAACACCACAGACGGGGUGCAGGACAACGGCCUGACGUUGAACGGCUUCCUCUUCCUCAACACGCUCUUCAUCCAGAGGGGCCGGCACGAGACCACCUGGACCAUCCUUCGCCGCUUCGGGUACGACGACGAGCUGGAGCUGACGGAUGACUAUCUUUACCCACAGUUCCGCCUGCCUCCCGGCUGCUCCACGGAGCUCAACCACUUGGGCUACCAGUUCCUGCAGCGGCUGUUUGAGAAGCACGACAAGGACCAGGACGGAGCCCUCUCACCCACAGAGCUGCAGAACUUCUUCAGCGUCUUCCCCUGCGUGCCCUGGGGCCCUGAGCUCUACAACACGGUAUGCACCACUGAUAAAGGCCUGCUUUCCCUGCAUGGAUUCCUCUGCCAGUGGACGCUCGUGGCUUACCUGGAUGUGCGGCACUGCCUGGAGUGCCUGGGCUACCUGGGCUACCCCAUCCUCUCGGAGCAGGACUCCCAGACACAAGCCCUCACGGUGACCCGGGAGAAGAGGAUCGACCUGGAGAAAGGCCAGACCCAGAGAAACGUCUUCCUCUGCAAGGUGCUGGGAGCCAGGGGCGCAGGCAAGUCCGCCUUCCUGCAGGCCUUCCUCGGCAGGAGCCUCGCGUGGCAGGCCCAGAAGGAGAACCCAGGAGAGCCAUCCCUCUACACGAUCAACACGGUGCAGGUCAACGGCCAGGAGAAGUACCUUAUACUGUAUGAGGUCAGCGCCGACACGAAGUUCGGUAAGCCGUCGGACGCAGCCUGCGAUGUCGCCUGCUUCAUCUAUGACCUGAGCGACCCCAGAUCCUUCAGCUACUGUGCCACUAUUUAUAAGCAACACUACAUGGACAGCCAGAUCCCCUGCGUCUUCGUGGCCUCCAAGACAGACCUGCCAGAAGCGAGUCAGCAGCCCGGGCUCUCCCCUGCCGAGUUCUGCUACAAGCACUGCCUCCCGCCACCCUUCCUCUUCUCCUGCCACGGCCAAGGCCCACCCGGCACCACCGUCUACACCAAGCUGGCCACCGCCGCCACCUUCCCCCACUUGAACGCCGUGGAGUUGGGAGCCGCAUCCUUCUGGCUCCGGGUGGCUCUGGGGGCUGCGGUGACUGCUCUGGUAGGGUUCACGCUGUACCGCGUGCUAGCCAAGAACAAAUGAGAGUCACUCUCCACCCUGUCCUCCCCGUGACACCAGCCUCCCCCUCCCGAUUGACACCCCAGUGAGGGGCCCUGCCUCAAGCUGGUCCCUGGUGGGAAACCCUCCUUUCCUCCCAGCCUGGCUUGCAGGACCAGCGAAACCGGACUUCCCAGCACCAGCAGGAUAGAUCCCCCCAGCACUGGCCAGCCUAACCCUGCCGGCCUCUGCCGCCUCCUCGCCCACGUGGCUCCUGCCCAGCCACGGCAGCGGGGACCAGGUAGCACUGCCUGGUGGCUCUGCCUCACUGCCAGUGGGAGGAUCACCCCCAUCUUUUACUCUGUUAAUUAUUUUUUUUUUAACGUUUGUUUUUAAGCUCAAACAUGAGUGUUUCAGUAUCUGUUGGGCCAGGUACAUCCCUUCCCCUGAGGACUGUGCUGGUGCCCUGAAUUCUGGGGAGCAACACUCCCGGAGCCCCUGGGGCCUCCAGCAGCAACAGUUUUCAAACGGGCUCAUGGCUUCACCCCCCCGGGGCACACCUCUAUCCCCAGUCCCUGUUUCCCUCUGCCAGCGCUGGGAAAGGCAGCUGUGGAGGGCUAGGUGCUUACAGCCCCCCCCCAAGCCCCUGUGUUUUGGGGUCACUGCUGGCCCCUCUUGCUGGGACGCUGUGGCUGCAUAGGCCCCAGGCUGCAAGGGGAGGGAGCGAUACCCGGGACCUGUCCCAGGUCCCUUCUCUCUCUUGUUUCUGUGCAAAAAUACUGAGUCCUGCAGCGUGCCAGGCUCUCCGCCCAUCUGCCCUCAUCCCCUGCCCGGCUGCGUGGCCCGUCCCCUCCCCACGCCUGCCCUGGCCACCAGUAUUCAUGGCCACCAGUAUUCGCAGGGCCCCAGGAGCCCUGGUAAGCUGGGGAGCGUGGCGAGGGUGUAGGGUGCCCAUUGCACUCCUGGUCCUUUCCUGGCAAUGCCAUGGCCAUGCCAUACGGCCCUUGCCCUGCUGUCUCUUCCGCGGGGCCCUGGCUGCGCUGAGGCUGUCCCAGAGUGCGAGGCUCUGGGCGUUGCGUCUCCUGGUAUGACUGGAAGCUCUUUCCUCCCCUGCCCACAUCCCAGCUGGCCUUAGCUGCCAGGCAGCUGCUGUGACUUCAGCCCAGUGCAAAAUCCAAGGCUGGAGUCCCACUGCAUCCCUGUUUCCGAGUCCCAAAGAGCGAGGCCAGCCUGUGCUGGCCCCCCGUGCUCAGCUCACGCCUGUCUCGGGGUUCCCAUCCUGCCUGGGGGGAGCCGGGGUCAGCUCCUGGCUCAGUGACGCUAGCUUUUAGGCUUUUUGGGCACACUCAGGGUAGGUUUAUUUGUAGGCAGCUGGUGGGGCAGCACCGAGGUACAGCUGGAGCUGCUUUUCUGUAUGUUUUGUCUAUUUAAACUUUUUAUCGUGGCCUGGAGCCGGUAAGGGGGAUGAGAAGUCGCCGGGCGGCAGGCAGCACCUCUUAUGGGGGCAGUCCCAGGGUGGUCCCCGGCCCCAGCGCUGGCCAGACAGGGCGUCCCUGCCUGUGCCGGAGCCACUCUGCCAGUCAGGCACCCGCUGCCAUCGUGCUCGCUGCUGGCCUAUAGUUCACGGCACUGUCAGGGCCAUGUCGCCGGUGUUGCCGUAUCCCUUCUCCGUGCCCGAGCCCACCAUGCGUGGCUCUGCUAGCCAGGUCCACAUCUGGUGGUCUGACCCCGCUCCCGGCACCUGUCCAGGUCUGGCAAAGCCAUACUGUUUUAGGAGGUUUG
Molecule: messenger RNA, 3600 nt
Organism: Gavia stellata (red-throated loon)
Lineage: Eukaryota; Metazoa; Chordata; Aves; Gaviiformes; Gaviidae
Gene: RHOT2
Product: ras homolog family member T2
Exons: 19
Coding region: 1-1863 (620 amino acids)
Biological process (GO): mitochondrion organization; regulation of mitochondrion organization; mitochondrion transport along microtubule
Cellular component (GO): mitochondrial outer membrane
Molecular function (GO): GTPase activity; calcium ion binding; GTP binding
Source: RefSeq, a predicted model, not a curated record